Molecule: messenger RNA, 659 nt
Organism: Dothidotthia symphoricarpi CBS 119687
Lineage: Eukaryota; Fungi; Ascomycota; Dothideomycetes; Pleosporales; Dothidotthiaceae
Exons: 2
Coding region: 30-659 (209 amino acids)
Source: RefSeq, a predicted model, not a curated record
UCUCGUGAUCCCAGUUUCACUAUACUCACAUGAGCUGUUACUCUCCCACCCCAUCUUCUACCUUGCCCAUCAUCCCCUCCUUCCCUUCGACGGGCUCUCCAUCCAAACUCCCACCCAAAAUGAGCGCACUAGACUACCUCGUCGACUUCGCAGCGCUCAUGGGCACCACCACCACGACCACCACGGAGCCCCCGCAAAACACCUCCAGCAACCUCGACCCCUUACCUACAAACGAAUCAACAUCGGAAUCAACAGCAGCUCCGCCGGCGCCAGACAUACAACCCCACCGCAACAACCUCCCCCCGCAGCCCCAGACGCCCUACACCACACAACAACCCACCAUGCACCAAUCGCCAGAAUACCAAAACACACAAAUCUACAACACAUCAGCGCUGAAUCACUACCCGGAUAACUGGCCCAUCAUGCCCUCCCAAGAAAACUUCCAUCCGCAGUCCCAAUCCCAUCCCUAUUCCCAGCCCUCUGACCCGUAUCAAUUCCAAUACCAAUACGACUACGACUACCAAACCUACCCCCAAGACCUACACACUACGUAUUUCCCCCUCCCCGACCCUGUCGUGAAACAAGGCUGGACGGACGAAAUGGGCGUUUUUUACGAUGUGCGGGGUUUCGGGGAGGUGGUGCCGGUUGGUGUGAGAUAG